Messenger RNA from Clunio marinus, 201 nucleotides. The record is from the annotation of a GenBank genome assembly. NCBI's taxonomy places the organism in Eukaryota, Metazoa, Arthropoda, Insecta, Diptera, Chironomidae.
AUGGUCGUCGCCUCACGGCACGGCACGUCAUCAACAUUGGAAUGCGAUAAAACUUUUUUAUAUGUUGUUUGUCAUGUUGUUUCCCAACAAGCGACAAGAUAUUCAGUAAAAACGCACAAACAACGCAUGAGAUAUGUUCCAAAAAUAAUAUCGGAAAAAAGAAUAAGCAAGAGAAAAAAACAUGAUACAACAGAAGCAACA